Messenger RNA from Trichosporon asahii var. asahii CBS 2479, 1089 nucleotides. RefSeq names its product 88 kDa immunoreactive mannoprotein MP88. Lineage: Eukaryota; Fungi; Basidiomycota; Tremellomycetes; Trichosporonales; Trichosporonaceae. The coding region runs from base 1 to 1089 and encodes 362 amino acids. The transcript is spliced from 2 exons. The record is from RefSeq and is a predicted model, not a curated record.
AUGCUUUCUCUGGCUGUCCUUGGAGCCGUCCUUGCCUCGGUCGCCCGAGCGCAGGUGACUGCGACCGGCACGAUGGGUGUCACCAACCCCACCGCGCCCGUUGUCAACGAGAACAUCAACCAGACGUCCAUGGCGCGACUCGUAUCGAUCAACGCGAUUGACGACUUCUGUCUCUUCGCUCCCCCCGAGCCGGACUCGGUCAUUGGUGAGACGGAGGACCGCGAGGUUGCGUGGUGCGUGCAGCCGCGCAACAACGCCCGUGUCAUCCCGGACGGCACCUUCCACGCGGUGCACUUUGUCAAGACCCCGCUCUACUGGCAGGUGCAGGGCUGGGGCGACUUCACCAAGCUCAACAUCAAGGCCGGCGACCAGGGCGGUGAGCUGGACCCGCACGGCGCGACCGGCCUCGGCAACCCCGUCGGCGGCAAUGUCACGACCAACGCGACGGGCACCGACGUCAACUACGAGGAGUGGAUGAACUACAUGUCGUUCCAGCAGUUCUGUAUCCGCAUCUGUAUCGCCGAGAACGACAAGGUGACUGCCGCCGAGCAGUGUCAGCACACGCUCGACGAGAUGGGCUGCAACUGGGUCAUGCCCGGCGACUACACCAACGGCACCUUCACCGAGUGCGAGGCCGACGCCGCGUACCCUCCCGGCCUGUAUGUGCUCAAGAACGGCUCGACCUCGACCUUCGCGCAGCGCUACACGGGAACGUACACGGACAAGGCGCACAGCACGACCGGCCUCUUCACCGUCGGCCAGACCGUCACCCCCUCGUCUGCCAUGAGCGUCCCCGCCUCGUCCAAGUGCACCACCUACUCCACCAUCAGCAACGGCAUCCCCACCGCCCUCCUCAUGCAGACCGACAAGGUCGUCCCCUACACCUCGGGCCAGACCAGCUUCGAGGGCGUGCCCGAGAACACGGCCGCGGCCGGUGACUCGAAGGACGGCGAGAGCAGCUCGGACAAGGCCGCGCCCAGCGCUGGCUCGAGCGCCGGAAAGGCCAAGUCGGGCGCCUCCCCCGUCGCUGCUGCGCUUGGCAUCUCGGCCUUCUCGGUCGUCCUCGGCGGCCUCGCCAUUCUUCUUUAA